Molecule: messenger RNA, 3591 nt
Organism: Misgurnus anguillicaudatus (oriental weatherfish)
Lineage: Eukaryota; Metazoa; Chordata; Actinopteri; Cypriniformes; Cobitidae
Molecular function (GO): protein binding; peptidyl-prolyl cis-trans isomerase activity
Source: RefSeq, a predicted model, not a curated record
AUUGGGAUACAGGGUGAGAUUCGUAUCUGUUCCUCAGCCUGCUAAUUAACACCGCCAGAGAGCAGCUCUCGCGGACCACGGGACAUUCAUUUUUAGACUUAUUCAAUAAAGCACACAUCACAAACGCUUUUUUCUCAAAAUGGAAGAGACGUAUCUGCUUAACCAUCCCGGAGUGAAGAAGAAGAUUCUGCACGGAGGUCAAGGACCGUUGCCGCAUUUUCCAAAGGGGACUAAGCUGGUGUUCCACUUCCAGACUCUUUUGGAUAACUUUGAAAGAACAGUCAUAGACGACAGUCGCAAAAACAAGCGUCCCACAGAAAUUUUUGUGGGGAAGAUGUUCAAGAUGGAGGUGUGGGAGGUGCUCCUAACAUCCAUGAGGAUCGGAGAAGUGGCUGAGUUCUGGUGUGAUGCCGUACACACAGGCCUUUAUCCAAUGGUCUCAAAGGGGAUGCGAUUGAUUGCUCAGGGGAAGGACCCUUUGGAGGGCCAGAAACACAUGUGUGGCAUGGGCAACAUGUUUCACUACCACUCCACAGGCUUUCCAGAGCUGGAUGAGAUAAUGAGGACACCACAGCCUUUAAUCUUCAUUAUGGAGCUCAUCCAGGUAGGCGACCCGUUUUCCUACCAGCGUGAAUCGUGGAUGAUGGAGAAAGAUGAGAAGUUGAAGGCUGUGCCUUCGCUUCAUUACCUGGGCAACGCAUUGGUCAAACAAGGCCGGUUUCGGGAAGCUGCCGAGAAGUACCAGGAAGCUGUGGUUUUGCUCCGUACGGUCCAAUCCAGGGAGAUGCCAGGAGAUGAAGACUAUGUUAAUCUGGGCAAGCUCAUCAUUCCUCUAGUGCUGAACUAUUGUCAGUGUAUGUUAGAGUUAGAGGAAUAUUACGAGGUCAUUCAACACACAACCGAGCUCCUGGACAAACACAAAGACUGCGUCAAAGCCUACUACAAGCGAGCAAAGGCCUAUGCAGCCGUGUGGAGUGAGCGGGAGGCCAGAAAAGACUACCUGAUGGUGGCCAACCUGGAUGUAACGCUGUCCAAGCUGGUGCACAGAGAACUGACUCUUCUCUCCGAAAGAAUGAAAGAAAAAUACUGGGAGGAUAAAGAAAGGUACUGGAACAUUCUUGAAGAAAAAGAAGAGGAACAAGAGGAGGGAGGGGAAAGCUUGGAUAGCAUCGCAAUGCAUUUAAAAGAGGAAAGCCGAGGAGAACGCUCUCAAACCUCUGAAGAGGUCACAGGGGCAGAGGAGGAAAUGAAGAGAUCAGCUGUAGAGAAAAACAAGCGUGACACCAAAAGUGAAGAGUCGGCAGCGGGAGCCAAUAGCAGGAUAACAGCUCUGACCGAUGGGAAGGACUGGCAGCAGAUGCUACGGUUAAUUAUGCUGCUCCAAGAUGAAGGCAAUUUCUAUGUGAAGGAGCAUCGCUACGAGGAGGCGAGUGCCAAGUUCAAGGAGGCUCUGGAGUAUACAGACCAUCUCCAAUCUAAGGUGGAACAUAAAGGGGAAGACUGGGAAUCUCUGGAGAAAGUUCGUCUGCCACUCUGUCUAAACCUCAGUCAGUGUAAGCUGGAGCUUGGGGAAUACUGUGAAGUGGUGCAACUCAACAGUAAACUGCUGAAGACACAUAAAGAUAAUUUGAAGGCAGUGUACCAGCGGGCCCGGGCUCACUCGGCAUUAUUCAACGAGGAUGAAGCCCGUCGAGAUUUCGCUAUGGUUCUGCGUCUGGAUCCCAAGUUUAAGCCUAUCGUUAAGCAGGAGAUUAAGAAGAUGAGCGAUAACCUCAAAGCAAAGUAUAUUAGCGAGAACAAAAACUACUGGACCAGCACCCAUGAGAAGUGGGAGAAGAAGCUGCAGACCAAUAGGAGAAAGAAGGAGAGGAAAGAAGCGAAACAUGAGGGUGAGAAUAAAAUGUCAUCACUUCAAAACAAAACCGAAGGACAACAGACAUCAAAUGGUAGUGGCAGUACAGAGAAGAGCGCCGGUGUUGAGGCCGGUAAUAAGAAUGAAGGAGAGGAUGAGAACAAAAACAGUAUGAACAAAGAACAGAGCUCUCGGACCCUGAAUAAAGAAAAUGAAAAAACUGAUAAUAAUGCAGUAGAUAAAGACGAUUCGGUCCGAAACAAUGUGACAGAUCCAGAAGAUAGGCAAGGAUCCGAAACAGAUAGCAGGGAGGAAGCUCCACUGAUCAAUGACAUUACAAAGAAAAAAGAUGACCAAGAUGAGACCACCAAUAAAGAGGAAGGAAAGCCAGGCAAAAGGGAAAGCACUCAAGCAUCAGGGGAAGAAAGACUGGAGGAGCACAGAGACACGAGUGGUGAUGAUUUAACAGAGAGAAGAAAGACAUAUACAGAAUUGAAGAUGGAGGAGGUUAGUGUUGAGGCAUCAUCCACAAAGCCUGAAAAAUCCAUUCGUAGUGUCAAACGCAAACAAAAGAAGAAAAAUAAGUCGGUAGUGAAAAAAUAAAAAUUGUUAUUUCAAAUCUAUGCCUUCCUACCUUUAAAUCUUCUCAUGUGAAGGAUGUAUCUCAAGUUUAAAAAAAAAGACAAACCAGACAAAGUGUAUAACAAAUAAAAAUUUAUUUUUUUGUACACAAUAAGUAGAAAGCAGCCAGUUAAUUCAUUUUUAAAAUGCCUUCAUUUCCCAUACAGUUUAUACAGAUUAUAAACAUAAAACAAAAAAGGACAUGAACAUUGUUAAAAAAAUAAACAUAAACAGCAUUACACACUGGUAACUAAAACACACACAUAUAUCGCAGGGAGAAGUAAAACAAUAUGGAAUGUUUGUAUUCAGGUCACUUGAUCUAACACGUGUUAUAAUGAGUAAUGAUGAUGUCACAAGGUCAGAGGUUAAAUCAGUAAAUGCCCUGUUGUGAGACCCUGGGGUCAUGACAUAAAAGUGUGCUACAGUACAUACAAACAAAAAUAAUGAGUGUGUUAAUGAGGCAGAUGGCUAAAUAAAGCUCAGGCAGCCCUUAGCAAUGCUCUAUAACCCACAAAACAUUUUCUUUAGUAAUUUUACACAGCCCACAAACACACAGAACAUCCUAUGGUUAAAGAGUAACAUGAUAUGAUAAGGGUUAAACAAUGUAUGUGUCAUGUAUAGAGAAAACUUUCAGUAUAAUGUAACAAAUAAUGCUACAUGAUUUGCUACCAUGUAUGAGCUCUGCACUGUACACUGCAAAAAAUAACUUUCUAACUUAGUAUUUUUGUCUCGUUUUCAGUAGAAAUAUCUAAAAAUUCUUAAAUCAAGAUGUAUUUCCUUGAUGAGCAAAAUGACCUACGAAAUUAAGUCUAACAAGCAAAAAUAUCUGCCAUUGGGGUGAGAACAUUUUACUUGAAUUAAGUGUUUAAAGGGACACUCCACUUUUUUUGAAAAUAUGCUCAUUUUCCAGCUCCAAUAGAGUUAAACAUUUGAUUCUUACCAUUUUGAAAUCCAUUCAUCUGAUCUCCGGGUCUGGCGUUAGCACUUUUAGCAUAGCUUAGCAUAAUCCAUUGAAUCUGAUCAGUCCAUUAGCAUCGCGCUAAAAAAAUAACCAAAGAGUUUCAAUAUUUUUCCUAUUUAAAACUUGACUCUUCUGUAGUUACAUCGUGUACUAAGAC